Molecule: messenger RNA, 4632 nt
Organism: Aethalodelphis obliquidens (Pacific white-sided dolphin)
Lineage: Eukaryota; Metazoa; Chordata; Mammalia; Artiodactyla; Delphinidae
Gene: LRIT3
Product: leucine rich repeat, Ig-like and transmembrane domains 3
Exons: 4
Coding region: 1033-3051 (672 amino acids)
Molecular function (GO): protein binding
Source: RefSeq, a predicted model, not a curated record
UUAGUUUUAAAUAGUAUUUUCCAUAAUAUUCUUACAUUUAUAGAAUUAAUUUCCUUUUGAAAAAGUAUUUUGGUUUAAAGGGGAUGAAAAGAACCACCCCAAAAGAAGGUUAAGUGCCCUAUAUAUUUGUUGCCUAAAUCCUUGAUUGACCCUGUGGAUUCUCUAUGUUAUGUGUAUGGAAGUAGUUUUUAAAAUAUUUAAUUUAAUUUUUAUUUUCUGGUAGAACCUAAUAUAUGCUAAAAACAGGACAGUUAAGCUUCAGAUAAGGUUUGAUUACCCAUAACUUGGGAAACUAACUUGGAAUAAAAUAUAUUCUUGAAAAAAGAUAAUGGCUUCACUAAAAAACUAAAUGUGUUGGGAUGAGCCUGCACUACACAGAAAUGACCUGGGAGAACUGCACGAUGCACUGUCACCACAGUCUUAGUGCUGCCACGACAGUGAUGGAUUGAAGCAUUUUGCUUAAAAAACUCCAGGUACUGGAAUUUGUUUAGUUUGUUUUGGGGGCUAACCAGUAUGUGGCAAUAUUGAUUACUCUAAAUCAAUUUUAUGUCAUGUGCUUCUGUCUCUAAAGCUAAAUUUUAUAAAACUAAGUAUUAUUCAUACUGUUAAGCAAAAAGUAAAAUUUGUAGUGUUACAACAUUCAAGUAAUCUACAGUGUUUUCUAACAUCUGCUAAGACAUUGAAUUAUUUUGAGCAUUAUGUGUAUCUUCCAGGUGUAGUAACAAUUACUUCUAUAGGAAAAGGAUUUAACAGGCAUUUUCUUGUAAAUCUAGAUAUGGACAACUAUUGAAAAUUUUCUGACGUGUUUGAUGUUCAUUUCCCUUAGAAUGUGUUACUUUGCUGAAACCAGAUUCAAAGGCUAGGUUGAUUGAUCCCCUGCAAGAUACACUUGAAGGUUAAGUAACUACAGAUCUCAUCUAAUCCCGUGUAAUCUGCUGUUACUAAAUGGCCGUUUGUAUUCUUGGCACACCAGUUUCUGAAUGCUUAGGAUUUGGUUUUUACCUUUUGUCCAAAUAACGUCUAAAAGGAACCAUGCGUCUCUUUGCAAGUCUGUGCAUUGCGCUUGGCUUUUUGGAAAGAGUGAGCUGUUCGUGUCCUUCACAGUGCACCUGUGAUUAUCAUGGCAGAAAUGACGGCAUGAGAUCAAGGUCUGUGCUAUGUAGUGACCUGGAUAUGAAUGAGGUACCUACAAACUUCCCCGUGGACACUGUGAAGCUUCGCAUAGAGAAGACCGUUGUCCAUAGGAUCCCCGCGGAGGCCUUCUACUACCUGGUGGAGCUCCAGUACCUCUGGUUGACCUAUAAUUCUGUGGCCAGCCUUGACACCAGCAGCUUUUACAACCUAAAGCAGCUGCAUGAGUUGCGCUUGGAUGGAAAUUCUCUGGCUGCUUUCCCUUGGACAUCUCUGAGGGACAUGCCUCGUCUGAGGACCCUGGAUUUGCACAAUAACAGAAUAACCAGUGUGCCAAACGAGGCGGUCACGUAUCUGAAGAACCUUGCCUACUUGGAUUUAUCAAGCAACAGAUUAACCACACUGCCGCCAGAUUUCCUGGACAGCUGGUCCCACUUAGUUACAGCAUCAUCCAGAAGCCUGGACCUUUCAGCAAGAAGAAUUAUUCUUGGCCUGCAGGACAACCCAUGGUUCUGUGACUGUCACAUUUCCAAAAUAAUGGCAUUGUCAAAAGUUGCUGACCCUGUGGUAGUACUUCUCGACCCACUGAUGGUUUGUAGUGAACCGGAACGCCUCACAGGGAUUUCGUUUCAGCGGGCUGAGCUGGAGCAGUGUCUGAAGCCAUCAGUGAUGACCUCGGCCACCCAGAUCACAUCUGCUCUGGGCAGUAAUGUUCUGCUGCGGUGUGAUACCACUGGCUACCCUACCCCGCAGCUCACCUGGACCAGACCAGACAGCUCGCCAGUUAAUUAUACAGUAAUUCAGGAAUCUCCAGGGGAGGGAGUCAGAUGGUCCAUAAUAAGCUUGACAGGCAUUUCUUACAUGGAUGCUGGGGAUUACAAAUGUAAGGCCAAAAAUUUGGCUGGGAUGUCAGAAGCUGUGGUUACUGUGACAGUGGUUGGUGUUGUCAUGACCACCGUAUCAUCAGAAACUUCUGAAAGAAGAACUGGGGAUCACCCUGAGCAAGAGGUCCAGCUGGGAUCUAGAACAUCUGCAACUCUACCUGGUUCAUCAUCGUCUCCCUGGCCUUAUUCCUCCUCUUCUUCCUUCCCAGCUUCUUCCACUUUUCUUCCUACUUCUACUUCAUCGCCUCCCUCCACUGCUUCCUUCUCCUUAUCUCCUUUCUUCUCCUCCGUUGUUUCUUCAGCCACAACUCCAAGCACUAGAAUAUCUACAAGCACUACCAUGGCCAGCCGUCAGUCACUCCACCCAGAUGGGAAAAGAAAUGUCAAGGUGGAGAUGGGUAGCGGUAAGCUUCCCCCAGCUAGUGCAAGUAAAAGAGAAGAGUUGGCAUUGUUGGAUCAAGCCCUGCCGAUGGAAACGAAUGCCACAAUAGAAAAUCUCCAGGUAGUCAGCGAAACUGAAGAAAGCGUGAUCUUGAUGUGGAACACCAUUAACACCACGCAGAAUUUGGAAGUGACUGUGUUGUAUUCCAAGUAUGGUGAGAAGGACCUGCUACUGCUUAAUGCAGACUCCAGCAAGAACCAAGUCACCAUAAGUGGCUUGUUGCCUGGUUGGCAAUAUAUAGCAUGUGUCUGUCCAAAAGGAAUGCCUCCCCAGAAAGACCAAUGUAUCACCUUUUCUACUGACAGAGUUGAAGAAGAAGGUGAUUCUCAAGGGUCUUUCCUUAUGGUGGUGAGUGGUGCUGCCUGUGUUGUUGUCUUGCCAUUGAUUUUUUUCCUGUUGUACAAAGUUUGCAAACUUCAGUGUAAGUCAGACUCCCUCUGGGAAGAUGAUUUGGCGAAAGAGACUUAUAUCCAAUUUGAAACGCUGUCCCCCAGGUCUCAAAGUGUAGGGGAACUUUGGACGCGAAGGCCCAGAGACGAUUCAGAAAAAUUGCUGCUUUGCUCUAAGUCAAGUGUGGAAUCUCAUGACUUUUAAAAGCGAGGGUUCUAGAGCAGAGUAUUAUUGCUAAGGUUUUACAGCUCAGGCAAAUGUGAGCUCCACAAAAUUUCUUUCACAAAAUUAAGGAUCUAAGGGUAUAUAGUUGCCCCUCUGUUUGGAUGACUUUUGGACACUUUCAUAUCUUUCAUGAAAAUCACAAAUGGAGUGCUUUUAAGUGUGCUUUAAAAAAGUCACGAGACUUCUGAACUGAAAAGACAAAUAAUUUUGAUUUUUGUUGUGGAGAAAAUGUCCACAGAAAUAAUUUUCAAGGUAGGCUAAGUAAGUUAAUAAUAUAUUUUAGGAUAAUGUUUUAGUUCUUAAAAAUAAAUUCAUGUGAAAAUAGUCAUAAAAAGUAAACUCUGAAUUUUAAAAAGAUAGUUUUUUGGGCAGUAAAGAAAGUGUAGUAUAAUGAGCUAAGCCUUGAUGUUCACUCUUGUUCAUAGUGCUUUAUGGCAUUUGCUGUGCACAUUUGCUGCCAUUGCCUUGUAGGUGAGAGUGGAAUAGUACAGAAGUUUGCAUUCACUAAGGUUAAAUGCAACCCCAAGGACAGGGAGAGCUCUAGCUCUUGGUACCAUUAUGCAUUGCAACACAGUAUAGUGGUAUUUAUAUUGCAAGGAAGAAAACAUUUUUCCUUAGAAAUAUAGGUACUAGCAAAAAUAAGUUUAAAAAGAGGAUCAUGGAAUAGUAAGGCCAUUUUGAAGAUAGUAACUGUUGCAUUCUAAUACACCUGCUAACAGACUGUAUGGGGUCUUUUUAAAAAAUGUGCUCAUUUUAGAACAAUCUCUUUAAUAUUUUGUUAUGUACUCUUCUUUUCCCCUUCCCUCUUUUCUUCUCUCCCUCCCUCCCCUUCUUUUUUUUCCUUCUGCUUUGUCAGAAGAUAUUCAGGUAGCCAAAGGACCACAGCUAAAGUGUUUGUCUUUUGCCAUGUUAUAUUUUGAUUACCUGGAUAGAGGGAAGAACUUUGAAAGGCUUUUAGAUCCCAAAAGGAUGUUUUAGGAUUUUGAAAGAGCAAAUUCAGUGGAUUUAUUUAGUCAAACUCUACGUUAAAAACAUCAGGGAAAUUGAAUUGGAGUGGGUCACGUGAUUAGAUAGGAAAGGGGCUUCAUAAAUAAAAUUUAGCUUUUUAAAAGAAGUUUUUUUCCACCAUAUUUACUAAAGAUUAUAUUCCCUUUACAUUGAAGAUUUUGGAGUGUAGAACAGAUUUAUACAGGUGUGUCAGGAGUCCUGAAAUAUGCUGAGAAGCAAGUUCUAUAUUUUAUAUAAGAAACAAAUUGGCUUUAAUUUGUUUGUACCACAUUGUGGAAAUUAUAACACAAGCAGCUGGAGAAUGAAAAACUGCUCAUUCCAAAUGGAUUUUAAUUAAAAGAAAAAGAGAAUUCUAGUUUAGCCAUAAUCUGCAUAUUAGAAGAAGACAAGCAUGGAGGGAUGGCCUGCUCAGAACUCCCAAACUUCCCCUUCUUGUCUCCUUUCCUUUCCUUUCCAGCCUCUUUGUCCUUGGUGCUUUUAUCACUAUGUGCAUUGUCUAAUGAUCUAACAAGUUUUUAAUUCAGUAUUCAUUGUUAGGAUUUUUUGUUUGAA